Molecule: messenger RNA, 614 nt
Organism: Geodia barretti
Lineage: Eukaryota; Metazoa; Porifera; Demospongiae; Tetractinellida; Geodiidae
Source: the annotation of a GenBank genome assembly
AUGGGGCGGGGCCAGGUAAGCUGAAACCCACGUGUCGUCGUAUGCACAAUGCUGGGUCGAUGGCAGCAGGCCCUGAGACGUCGUCUGGGGUGCAGAGAGAGGCCAACCUGCUCGUGACCCUUCUCGACCUCUCCGACUCCUUCUCGCGCAGCCUCCAGCUGGAGAACCCCGCGCAGCAGCUGAGCGUGGCCCAGUGUCUGGAUAACGUGACCACCUUUCUCAACUCCUACCUACUUCUGCAGCAGACAAACAGCGUCGGAGUCUGCCUGUGUCAUCAGGGAGGGAGUCGGAUGGUGUACCCAGUGGCAGGGAGAGAGGAGGCCGGGCUCCAAGAGACAGAGGAGACCACAAGUGGAAAGUACGAGCCUCUGGUCCACAUGAAUCGAGUCCUGACUGAAGAGAUUCGCAAGACUGUGACCGAAACUGCUAGUCACCCUGUUCACAGUACUUCAGCGCUAUCGGGAGCACUUAGUAAAUGUCUCUGCUACAUCCAGAGGCGUUGUAGGGAGGCACCACUAGGAACCAAAGUCAACUCACGCAUACUAGUAAUAAUGUCAUCGCAAGACACCGCGUCACAGUAUGUACCUGUAAUGAACUGCAUCUUUGCUGCCCAA